Molecule: messenger RNA, 2907 nt
Organism: Uranotaenia lowii
Lineage: Eukaryota; Metazoa; Arthropoda; Insecta; Diptera; Culicidae
Gene: Mtp
Product: microsomal triacylglycerol transfer protein
Exons: 4
Coding region: 16-2667 (883 amino acids)
Biological process (GO): lipid transport; lipoprotein metabolic process
Cellular component (GO): basolateral plasma membrane; Golgi apparatus; endoplasmic reticulum
Molecular function (GO): lipid binding
Source: RefSeq, a predicted model, not a curated record
GACUGGUGACAUGCUAUGAACAUUACAAAUAUAAUCAUUUUACAUGGUUUCCGAUAUAUCAAUAUCUCUACAGUUCCACUUCCGUUUGGUUUUGUAUCCGUUUCCACAGCGUUCGGCGAUGCGUUUCAGCUGGGAACCGAACAAACCUACAGCUACUGGAACGAGGUCCGAAUUGGCAGCGCACGCAAUGCUUCCCACACCCUCGGCUACAUAGUCAAGGCCAAGAUCAAUCUCGGUACCGUUUGGGGUGAUGAUGAGCACAAACUGUUACGUUUGCAGAUCGUUGAUCCAGUUAUGUACACUACGCCUGGUAAUGUGAAGCACGUGACAACUUUAACGGACGUUAGCGCUUCGUCGUUCUACGUGCACUGGAACCUGGGUCAGAUUAAAAAAAUCUUCCUCAGUGAGGAAAGCGAUCUGUCGUUAAGCAACUUCAAGAAAGGCAUCGCUGCUUUCUUCCAGUAUCAGUUGCUGGAUGGAAAGUACAGCGAAGAAGAUCCAUCCGGAAAGUGUGACGUUUAUUACACCUCACAUUCGUCGACCCGAUAUCACAAGGCCAAGAACAGCUGUCAGUUUCCGGGAGAUCGACACGAACGUACCGAGUUUCCGUUGCGGAGUUUAGCGAGAACGGUUCGCAGUGCAGAUUUUACCGUUAGCACCGAGGGAACUUUGGAGAAGGUUAUGGCACAGGAUUACGUCAAAUAUCUGGUCAAUGCGUACGAUAACUUUGGCGCGUUUGUCGAAUCAACGAGUAAGCUAGAGAUUAUCGGAAACUCCGGAAAGGUCGACACAGUUCAGGGGGCUACUCUGGAAGAUGCUGUAGGAUCGCUGCAGCUGAAAGAAGAUAAUCUACUUCCGGUGGAAGUCGAGAAGGAAUGUUCCGGUGAAAACUGCGAUACUCUGGUCAAACUGGUAAAGGAGCUCAAGAAAGAUCUCACCAACGAAAAGAUCGGUAAACAACAAUCCUCCAGUGCGCUCAUAAAAUUGGUCCAGUUAGGUCGCGAGACGUCAACGGAAGAUUUUCAACGCAUCCUGAAAGCCAAGACGCUGCAAGAUCAAAAGGGACAGUUGAUGGAUCUGCUGGGGGCAAUUCAGACCCCGGAAGCUCACGAAGCUGCCAAGAGUUUGCUACGCUACGAAUCGGAUGAAGAGCUCGUCGUUGCCGAAAGGUAUUUGCAAGCGUUGGCCGUUGGAGCUCGGCCCCAAGAAGGUGUGAUUGCUGAUCUACUGGAAACAGCCACCAAUAAACCAAAGAAUGAUAAGUUUUACGACAGUUUAUUGCAAACCAUAGCUUCGAUGGCACAUCGAUUUGCCAGACUUCCAGGACAUUCGUAUGACUCUGAGAUAGUAGAAAAAGUGAAAGAUUUCCUUAUCGAGCAACUGGAACGUUGUGGGAAAGACAAGUGCAAGGAUAAGUUUGUGCGGGCCUUGAACAAUUUGAAAUCUCCAAAAACCUUGGAAACCCUGGUGAAACUGGCACAAGAAGGAAGCACCAAGGUCAGUGUCGCAGCCAUGAAGGCUUUGAGAUCGUUCUCUGUAUUCUUAUGGAACGACGAUUACAAAGCCAUAUUUGAAGACAUUUUCUUCCAAGUGUCUAAAAAGUACGAUUCAAGUGCCCGUGCUUUGGCUUUGGACAUUCUACUCGACUUAAAACCUGACUACGAAGAACUAACGCAUCUCGUCCAGCACCUCAAAAGUGAUGACAAGGUUUACGAGGUCAAGCAAUACCUUCUACAAAAACUGAACAUGAUUGCCGAUCGUUGUCCAGAUUUCGCUGAACUUCUGAAACGAGUCAUCAGAGAGGAUCCCAAAUUGAACAACUACCACGUGAUUGGAGCACGUGGUUUGUCAACAGCUCUAACAAGAACGUAUUCAACGGUUCCAUCGUUCAAUGCAUCAUUAGAAUCUCUACAAGAAAUGAGCGGAGGUGUUCUGAAGCGUGGACUCGUCGACCUGGGUUUAGAAGUUGGCGAAGAGAAGUUCAGCAUGUUCACGCUGGGUUUGUUCGCUGGAGGCCUUUCUUCAUUUGUCAACAGUGGCGAUGCCGAAGAGAAUGAAGACGAUUCAGACUCGAUUGCUGGCAUGGAAUUGAGCGUCCAAGGAUCCGUACUUCGACCGUUGAUCUUUUUCGACGGCAAGGGUGAACUGAUGGGUCACGUUUGGAGUGGGACAGCUUCGGAACCAACUCCUGCCUAUCAAGCAACGACUCUUCUCCAAGAUAACGAGGAACGAUUCCCCUUGCAGAAUGGGAUUGUCGUGAAGCUCAACACUUUGGGAGCUAUUUCGAUUGAUCUCAAUGGUCAGGUGACUUUGAGCAUCUGGGGAAGGAAUGCCCAUUCCAAAGUUGAACAAAACACUGGAAUCGCCGUAUCCGGUAGUCUGUCCCUCGAAUCUUCUUUCAUCGCUCUGCGAUUACACUUCGAGGUAACCCAGGAGCCCCAGCUUCAUCUCACCUCUGACCUAGAUUUCUCAGGAGAUAACGUACUCUGUAUGCAGCUUUUGCAGUCGAACAGCAUUCAGAAUCAACGACAUCAAAAAACUCUAACCAUUCCUAAAACUACCUAUCGGAAAGCACAAACAACCACCAUUACGCACAAAAUUCCCGGUCGAACGCACGCUCUCAACCAAAAGAACAACGACAUGUGCAAUCUGAUUGCUAAGAGCUGAUCCGCUAAGGUGAAACGAUCGGAAAACCGUACGGUUCCAAACCAAAAAGCAACCCGAUCGGCCACGAUAAUACUUCCAAAAAUUACUAUUUAGAAGAUGCGUUUUGUGUCGGAACCUGGUAGAAGAUUUGAUAAUUGAGCAUUUGCGAUUCGAAUGUGCGAAGAUUUGCGAUUGUUGUAAAAUAUAACUAGUAAGAGAUUGUUGAUUGGAAACAUAUUGAAAUAAAUGGUUGCAAAACAA